Molecule: messenger RNA, 4997 nt
Organism: Chara braunii
Lineage: Eukaryota; Viridiplantae; Streptophyta; Charophyceae; Charales; Characeae
Source: the annotation of a GenBank genome assembly
CUUCGCUGCACCAGCCACCAUCAACAAGCAACUGGACACCUUGAAGACCGAGGUUCAGUAACUACACCAGCUGCCCAACAAGGAUGGCAACACCGCGCAGCACUACAAGAUGCCGACAUUCCGCAUCGAAAAGUUCGAUGAUUAUACACAUCAAGACCCGGUCCCCUGGUGGGAGGGCUUUACGACGGAACUUCGGAUUCGUUUCGUCCCCGAGCGCUCGUACAUCGGCGCGUUGUUCCUCAACUCAAAGGGCGGAUGCCAGAUCUGGCUUAGCCACCUGGCAACCAUCCACGGUCUCGACGUCGCAGAUCUGCACACAAAGAUUCCUUGGGUAAAUCUGACGAAGCUAUGGAAGAAGCGGCUCAUCGUGGACGACGCCCCGACGCUCGCCGUCAACCGCCUCUUCGCGAUGACGCAAGGCAACACACCGACACGCGUCUGGCUCACGGAAUGGCAAAAGAUCGCGACGACGCCCGAUCUCGAAUUACCAUUUUCGCAUCUGCGCCGAGAGUUCUACAACCACUCAUGUGCCGCCUUGAGCCUUGCACUUGGUGAUCGCGAGCAGUACGCGACCUUCGCCGAAAUCAUCAACAAGGCAAGGGAGAUCAUCAAGACCAAGAGGGCGGCUGCACACGAGAAGUUGGCAUGGCAGCCAACCUAUGUGGAGAAAGGAAAAUUUGGUCCGCGUCCGCAGCAUGUCGCUGCAGUCCACUCAGACAACAUUGUGGAAGACUCGGCAGCCACCCAAACAUCACUUUCACUACCAUCGGCAACCGAUUCGGCAAUUUCGCUGUCAUCUAUCGUCGGGGAUUCGACGACAUGGUCAAGACCUGAAGAGCUCGACCCGUUGACGUUUGCGGACUUCCAAUGGAUGCCCCUUCCCCCGUCCGGUCGAUUGCCGAAACCGCAUUGCAACGUACUCAUGGCGCAAUUGCGGGAUUACUUGCACACUGCAGUACCAACUCCGUUGAUGGACGCCGGAGUAGAGGUUGUCGACCUUCACGCGUACAUUGCGAAGAUCGACCGCGAGUUCAAGACACAACGGUACGACGACAUCGACGCGCCAUUGUUGUACAUACGCAUUCAGAUCGGAGAGGCGACCUGCAACGCUUUGAUCGAUUGCGGAGCUACUUGCAACUACAUGAGCCAAGACUUUAUGGUAUGCGCUGGCCUUGGGCCACGCGUUCGGAGGAAGUCGCAGCUCACGCAAGUCACGUUGACCGACGGUCACACGCACAAGUCAAUCGACCGGUGCAUUGAUGUCGUCCCCGUGUACUUUGCCCCGCAUGCAAGCGAGGCCGUGUCCUUCGAUAUUUUGGACACCAAGUUCGACAUGAUCUUGGGCAUGUCAUGGCUGCAAAGCGAGGACCACCCGGUGAACUUCUACUGCCGCACCGUUCACAUUCGUGAUCGGAACGGAGUACUAGUCUCAUGCACGGUGCCUCCUCCUCACCCUUCGAUCAGUUGCCACACGGUGUCCGCCGCUAGCAUUCGAGCUUCCAUCAUCCGGGAUGACAUCGAGGAGAUGGGGGUGUGUUUUCUCCACGCCCUCCCGCCCCAAGACAUUCCAUCGACGGACUCACCACCGGACCCACGCAUCACCGAGUUUCUCGACGCCUACAGCGACGUGUUCGAAACACCACACGGAGUAGUACCCGAUCGGCCCAUCCGCCACGAGAUCAUCCUCGAGGACGGGGCCGUACCUCCGCGUGGUUGCAUCUACCGCAAGAGCGAGAAAGAGUUAAGUGUGCUAAGGGCACAACUCGACGAUCUUCUCGAGAAAGGCUGGAUUCGGCCUAGCUCUUCGCCAUACGGUGCUCCCGUUCUCUUCGUCCGGAAGAAGAACAAGGAGCUGCGGUUGUGCAUCGAUUAUCGCAAGCUCAAUGAGCAAACCGUCAAGAACGCCGGCCCUCUUCCGCGCAUCGACGACCUCCUCGAACGACUGGGCGGCGCCAAGUUCUUCUCCAAGCUUGACCUCAAAUCGGGAUAUCACCAACUCGAGAUCCGGCAGGAGGACCGCUACAAGACCGCGUUUAAGACGCGAUAUGGAUAUUUCGAAUGGCUGGUUAUGCGUUUUGGUCUUACGAAUGCCCCGGCCACAUUCCAAGCGGCUAUGACAACGGAGUUUCGACACAUGCUGGAUAGAUUCGUAUUCAUCUACCUCGACGACAUCUUGGUGUACAGCCAGAGUUUGGACGAGCAUGUGGAACACCUGCGCACCGUUUUGGAGCGGCUACGACAAGCCAAGUACAAAGCCAACCGCGACAAAUGUGAAUUCGCGCGGCAAGAGUUGGAGUACUUGGGACAUUAUGUGACGCCGCAAGGCAUCCGUCCGCUUGCGGAAAAGAUCGAGGCCAUCCGCGUAUGGCCCGAGCCCACCAACACCACGGGCGUUCGUUCAUUCAUGGGGUUGGCGGGCUACUAUCAAUGCUUCAUCACCGAGUACUCAAGGAUUGCCGCACCUAUGACGAGAUUACAAUCGCCAAAGGUGCCAUUCGUAUUCGAUGACGAUGCACGCCGGUCAUUCCAAGCACUCAAGACGGUCAUGCUCAUGGCACCCGUCCUUAGCAUUUACGACCCCACCCUGCCAACGAGAGUGAUAAUCGACGCUUCCGGCUAUGGCAUUGGGGCAGUCUUGGAACAACACGACGGCGACAACUGGCACCCUGUGGAGUAUUUCAGCCACAAAGUGUCUCCCAUCAAUUCACUUGAUGAUGCAAGGAAGAAGGAGUUGCUCGCGUUCGUGAUGGUUCUCAAGCGAUGGCGACAUUUGCUCCUUGGGAGUCGAAGGUUCACAUGGGUCGCGGACAACAACCCAUUGACCUACUACAAGACGCAGGAUACGGUGAGCAGCACGAUCGGACGAUGGAUGUACUUCAUCGACCAGUUUGAUUUCACACCGAAACAUCUCCUCAGCCUCUCCAAUCGCGCAGCAGAUGCACUCUCGCGCAGACAUGAUCUUUGCGCUAUGACACAUCAUGCUUUCGCAUUUGACGAGGAACUCCAGCGACACUUCAUACGGGGCUAUGAGUUUGAUCCGGAUUUCGCCACGUUGUAUGUGCAACUAUCUUCGGAUCACCAGUCGGCCAGCCACUAUCGCAUCAUCGACGGGUACUUGCUCCUCCACUCGAGAGGCAAGGACUUAUUGUGUGUCCCAAGCGACCGUCGUCUUCGGACUCGCCUUCUCGGUGAGUACCAUGACUCGCGACUCACUAGCCAUUUUGGAAUCAAUCGCACUAUUGCACGACUUCGGCAACGAUUCCGAUGGCCUGACCUCAUUACCGAUGUCACUCGGUAUUGCGACUCUUGUGAAGUUUGCCGGCGAAGCAAGCCCUGCAACCGCAAUCCCUACGCCUACGGCGAGUUGCGCCCGAUGCCUAUCCCACAGGAACCCGGCCUCUCCAUUGCCAUGGACGUCACCGACCCGUUUCCCCGCAACCGGCUCGGGCACGACGACAACCUCACGGUCGUUGACCGUUUGAGUAAGUAUGCGCAAUUUCUUCCUUGCAAGUACUACGCCACGGCGUCCGAACUAGCGCGCCUCCUACACACCAGCCGGAUUUGCAGCCAUGGCGUGCCGGAAGACAUCGUCAGCGACCGCGACACUCGCUUCAUGUCGGCAUUUUGGACUUCUCUCAUGCAGGAAUCUGGCACGAAGAUGAAACCAAGUUCGGCUCGGCAUCCACAAACGGACGGGCAAACGGAGCGGGCACAUCAAACCGCUCAAAUGAUGCUUCGUACGCUCAUCCGUCCGGAUCAGAAGGAUUGGGUUGACCGCCUCCCUGACAUCGAGUUUGCCUACAACGCUUCGUUGCAUCCGGCGAUCGGCGUAACUCCAUUCGAGUUGCACCACGGUGGCCGGAAAGGCCGUAUCCUCGCUGAUCUUCUCCUCCCACGAACAGCCGACAUAGACGCUGCCUGCUCCCCCGCUUCCAUUCGGAAGUAUAGGGAAUUGCUGGCUCAAGCUCGCGCGAACAUGCAAAAGGCUCAAGUCCACAUGCAGCAGCAAGCCAACAGGCAUCGCGUGCCAUGUCCCAUCCGCGCCGGUGAUCUGGUGUGGGUCUCCGCGGAAGAGUUUGCACUCGAACAGGAUGUUUCACGCAAACUGCUUCCCAAGUGGUUUGGACCAUGGCCAGUAACAUCAUCCGCGGGCGAUGAGCCCGAUGGCCCCUCAUUUGUGAUCAACAUUCCCCCGCAUCGGAUGGUCCUUCCAGUCUUUCACGCCUCGAAGUUGGCAGCAUAUACACCAGCCAAGAGCGACGACUUCCCGGUUAUACUCCAGCAAGUUCCAACGGCGAUGGUAAAGGGACGAUGUUAUGAUGACGUGACAACAGUCCUCAACAGGUUUGCCAGCACUAAUCGGCAAGCCAACAAACAGUUCCUCAUCACAAGGAUUGACAAAACCUCGCUCGCAGACCUAACGUGGUUUUUGAAACGAUUUCAGACUGUCAGCCUUAAGUUGGAGCAGUAUCUGGCGCCGACAAUUCACCUUGUGGUAUUCGAGCGCAGUGCUCUCUUAAAGUACUGCAAACCGCGUAACGAGCCAUACAGUGGUGAGGAUGCCGAGGGUAACAAGUUCACCAUUCCAUCAUAUUUCGAUGACAUUUUAGCCAUCAAGAUGUUGCUCAAGGAUGUGUUGCAGGAGAAGUGGAUAUUGGAGGACCUUCAUAUUGCUGCAGCUUUACUCGAUCCUCGACAAAAUGACAGGUUGAACCGUUUUGGUUUGUCAGAAUCCCAGGUUGAGCGAGGCAAGAUCUGUUUGUAAGGCUUCAUGUACAAUGUCAAAGACUCAAGCGUUGAGGCAAGUGAUGAACCUUCCGCAGCGGUGGGGAAGCGACCAGCAAAGCGGAGGAAGAAAGUACACACGAAAGAGGUCCCUGACGAGUUAACAUUGUGCAGUACGGACGAAGACAAGGAGGAGGACCUGCCCAUCGCUCACAGCAGACCCUUGACGUUGGCGCAACGCAUAAAAAAAGAGAUAAAAUUCUACUUCAGCU